Molecule: messenger RNA, 2410 nt
Organism: Vanrija pseudolonga
Lineage: Eukaryota; Fungi; Basidiomycota; Tremellomycetes; Trichosporonales; Trichosporonaceae
Gene: ROCK1
Product: Rho-associated protein kinase 1
Exons: 6
Coding region: 1-2373 (790 amino acids)
Biological process (GO): protein phosphorylation
Cellular component (GO): nucleus; cytoplasm
Molecular function (GO): ATP binding; protein kinase activity
Source: RefSeq, a predicted model, not a curated record
AUGCCCCCACCAUCCUACCCCCACCGCCACUUGCUCUUGUCCAAUGUCCUCGACGCCCAGGCAACCCAGCCCAUAGCGGACCACUUUGCCGUCGCCGACGAGGCCAAUGAGCGAGGGUGCAAGCUUGAUGCGCUCCUCCUUGCAGGCUGGGCUGCCAGUGGAUUAAAGGGGAGGCAGGCAGACAGAGACGCUCUCCAGCACGUUGACAACCUUCGCAUCAAGAAGAGCGACUAUGACGUCCUUGGUCGUAUUGGCGAGGGCCAGUUUGGUGUCGUCGAUGCUGUGCGGUGCAAGCUUGACGGGCGGGUCUACGCCAUGAAGACGAUCGAGAAGAGCAUGGUGCUCCGAGCUGGAGGACAACUGGGCCUCGGGAACGAGCGCCAUGUCCACAUGCUCGCCACGUCGAUGAAAACGGCCGUACCGGCCCCCCGGCUAGCCGUCACCUUCCAGACACCACACGCCCUGCACAUGGUCACUUCCUACGCCCCAUGUGGUAGCCUGUGGGACCGCCUAUGCGAGAUGCUGCCCGCACCGGGGUUGGAUACUGGCCGUAUGGAGGAGAAGGAGGUCGCAUGGUGGGCCAAGCAGAUGGUCGCGUCCAUCGCUUGGCUUCACGGUUUGGGCUACGCGCAUCGUGAUAUCAAGCCUCACAACUUUCUACUCCUCGCCGAUGGUCGGCUGUGGUUGACCGACUUUGGCUCAUCGGCGCCCCUCACCAACGGAUCCGUCCCCAAGCGGCUGUGCCUACUGCCUGCCGGAACCCCAGACUAUGUGGCCCCCGAGGUGCUCAGGCUAGCCGAGGACGCCAUGAUCGAGGCGGCUCACAGUCUCGAUGACGAGAGCGAGGCCGACCGCACCCUCCGCCCAUCGGAUAUCGACCCACCCGGGUACGGCAGAGACGUUGACUGGUGGUCGCUCGGCGCGACCCUCUACGAGAUGAGUGUGGGCCGAGCACCCUUCUUCUCGCCAUCCAUCGGGGGCACGUACGAGCGGAUCAUGCAGUGCGACGUGCGCUGGCCCGGCCAUGUCUCCCAGCAGCUCAAGAGCCUUCUCAGUGGUCUGCUGAGCACGGCAGAGAUCCGCCUCGGCCACUCGGACGUAGGCGAGAUCCGCCGCCACCCCUUCUUCAACGGGGUUGACUGGACAAAACAGGGCGUUCCACCUCCAGGUGUGGCGCCUCAGCCGAUCGACCUUACCACCUUGACCGACUCAUUCGAGCAUGGAUUCAGUGACAUGGACGACGUGACGUUUGACCACUUCUUCAACUCGUCACCAGGCCUCACGACGACUAUGAGCCACUCGGUGUCCGUCGCAGUCCCCUCGGCGCCCGUCGCUUGGGCUCGAUGGGUUGGCUGGUCGUGGGACCCACCGACCGACUUCUUCGGUUCAGAGCCACCGCCCACGGUUUCACCACCAACAAAGCUCGCCCUCCUGGCCCCGGCUGCGACCACGAACAUGAUGCACACCCCUCUUCGUGGCGCUGCGAAUGCUGGUACACCGCCAACUGUGCCAAGAACUGCGCCUCGCUCUGUACCUCGAACCCGCCCGGUGUCCGAGAGACAGGCGUUCGCCGAGCUCGUCAAAUGCGUUCAGGCCAGUGCACGAAAGAAGCUGGCGUCUUCAGCCAUCAAGAUUCCAGGUUCAGCCUCAUCAGUCAACUCGUCGAGUAUGUCACCACCAAUCUGGCGCAAGGAGCAGCCUCCUACCCCAACCCCGAUGUCUCGGGACGUUACAGCGCUCACUGCCACGAUGCGGACGUUCCGUCCGCUAUCCCGCACGUCCUCUCGCGGCUCAGAGGGCUCGCAGUUACCUUCGUCGCGCAGCGGGUCGCUCCGACUGAGGGACGAAGCGGCCCUCUCCAAGCUGCUUGCCGCCGAACAAGACGAGUCAACCGUUGUGCGCACGCGGGCCGGUGUCCGCGGGCUGUCACGUAUAGGGGACGAUACGGUGCUCGCCAAGCUUUUAGCGGCGGACAGAGACAAGCCAGAGAACCGGCCCCCGCCACCUCCUCGCCCCCUCUCGCGUGCGUCCUCCAUCCGCAGCCAGUCGAGCCGAGAGUCCCUCCGCCCCCUCACACCGCUAAGUGAGAUGCCCCCGCUUGGUGAGAGGCCAGUGAACACUGUCAGCUCGGGCACAUCGAGCAGCCGCAGCAGCAAGGACACGCCGAGCAAGUCACUGCCUGGUAAGAAGUUGCCACCUUCCGACAAGCAUGUCCCCCUGGCCGACAAGUAUGUCCCGCCGCGUGACCCUGGCGUGGUUGGCGGCGACAGGAUCGCGUCGCUUGGGCAGUGGCAUCACUCGCUGGAAGACGGUCUCUCGAAUCUCGAACGACGACUGGCCAGCAUUCGGGCCCGCCUCGAAGCUUCUUCCUAAGCCUCCCCCAGAUCUGUAUAAUAACACAAAGCCAGCA